This is a messenger RNA of Aspergillus saccharolyticus JOP 1030-1, 702 nucleotides long. Its product is annotated as putative MFS allantoate transporter. Gene Ontology annotation, molecular function: transmembrane transporter activity. NCBI's taxonomy places the organism in Eukaryota, Fungi, Ascomycota, Eurotiomycetes, Eurotiales, Aspergillaceae. The coding region runs from base 1 to 702 and encodes 233 amino acids. Gene Ontology annotation, cellular component: membrane. The transcript is spliced from 5 exons. The record is from RefSeq and is a predicted model, not a curated record.
AUGCUCAUCACGACCAUGUGGUACACGAGACGCGAACAGUCGGUGCAAAUUGGAUUAUGGUAUACGGCCAACGGUCUAGGAAUCGCACUAGGUGGCCUGCUAGGCUAUGGCAUAGGCCAGAUCAAAGGUAUACCCAACGGUGGGAUCUCCAACUUCGGAACCCUCAUUAUCAAAGGCCUUGGGUACUCUACCCUCGUAACCCACCUGAUGCAGAUCCCCUACGGAGUAUUGAUGGCCCUAGCAUUUUGGCCUGUGUGUACCUCAACGACCGAUUCGAAAACAGACGAUGUCUAUUUGUCGCUAUCUCCCUGUAACCAACAUCGCUGGAGCAUUUUGUCUGGGUUUCGUGCCCCAAGAAACAGUGUUGCUCGUUUGAUCUGCCACUACCUCACCGGGUCAAUAAAUGCAGCGUUCGUCUUGAUUCUUAGCAUGCAGAUCGCAAACACAGCCGGUGCGUCCGCGACUUGCCUCUCGCUUUCCGUGUUGGACGCUCCAGGGGAUGAAUUAUCCUCACGGCUAAUGACGCUAUACGGCAACAUCGCUGGCCCGUUCUUCUACAAGACGAGUCAAGCUCUGACCUACGAGCUCGGAAUCUGGUCCAUGAUCGUCUGUCACUUGCUCGAAGUCGUCCUCAUCUCCACGCUCGGUCUUCUGCUUCGCUGGGACGAACCAACGCCGCGUUCGGAUCCAGCCUCAAGCUGA